Messenger RNA from Scleropages formosus (Asian bonytongue), 1828 nucleotides. It is a transcript of the gene st6galnac4, whose product is annotated as ST6 (alpha-N-acetyl-neuraminyl-2,3-beta-galactosyl-1,3)-N-acetylgalactosaminide alpha-2,6-sialyltransferase 4. The record is from RefSeq and is a predicted model, not a curated record. Bases 290 to 1084 code for a protein of 264 amino acids. Gene Ontology annotation, molecular function: alpha-N-acetylgalactosaminide alpha-2,6-sialyltransferase activity. The transcript is spliced from 6 exons. Lineage: Eukaryota; Metazoa; Chordata; Actinopteri; Osteoglossiformes; Osteoglossidae. Gene Ontology annotation, biological process: ganglioside biosynthetic process; oligosaccharide metabolic process.
GGAAGAUGUCCUAAAUACAAAUAUUGCUAAGCAAUCAGGGUUUUAUUCCAGUACACCUGAAGUGUUCACAGCUUAAAAUAACAAUUUUAAUUGAAAUCGAUAUGGCAAAAAGUAUACUUCCCUCUUUUCAACCGGUGACACAUGAGACUGGACCCAAAAAUAACCUGAAGAAAUGAACCUGAUGGUACUGAAUGACUUCUUUUCAUAGUGAUUUGGCUUCUGUAUUUAGAAGAAGUUCCGUUGGAUUCUGCUCUUCGUAAUAGUACUGCUUGUAUUCUGGUAUAAUUAUAUGACCAAACUUGCUGGUAGUGGUGGUGAUGUGAAAUCCAGCCUGAGUCUUCCUGGGUAUGUCCGGAUAACCCCGGGAAAAAUGGACCAGUUCCUGGACAUCCACAAUAAACAGUGUGCUUUAGUGUCCAGCUCAGGUCAGAUGCUGAAUGCUGGCUUGGGGAAAGAAAUUGAUAAGGCGGAUUUUGUGAUCCGCAUGAACAAUGCCCCCACUCAGGGAUUCGAGCGUGACGUUGGAAACAAGACCAGCCUUCGUGUGGUGUCACACACUACCGUGCCAUGGCUGCUGAAGAAUGAGAUCCACUACUUUCAGCAGUCAGCAAGCACCAUAUAUGUCAUAUGGGGGCCGGAGAAUAAAAUGCGCCAAGAUGGCAAGGGCCCCAUUUUCAAUGCUCUCAUGAAGGUGGCCAAGAAGUACCCCAAUGUUAAACUCUAUGCAGUGACCAGGAAGAAGAUUCAGGACUGUGACAAUAUUUUUCAGAAUGAAACUGGAAAAAACAGAAUGCAGUCUGGGGCCUUCCUAAGUACUGGGUUUUUUACCAUGAUUCUGGCAAUGGACAUAUGUGACAACAUUCAAGUUUAUGGAAUGAUCAAUGACAGCUACUGUGGGCAGGUGAAGCACAAAAGAGUGCCAUACCACUACUAUGAGAAAAGCUGGAUCGAUGAGUGUCGGAUGUAUAACGCUCAUGAAAAGGCCCGUCACGGUGGUCACCGCUUCAUCACUGAGAAAGCCAUCUAUGCUAGGUGGGCCUCACAAAAGCAUGUCUACUUCAAAAAUCCCUCCUGGGCACUGUAAUAUAAUGUUUACUGAAUGUAUUUUUGUUUUUUUCUUGUUUAAUACAUUGCUUUAUGCACUCUUUGAGAACAAAACUGUCACCUUCAAACUACAAGAUUUGAAUAAUGGAAUUUUUGUGCAAUAUUUACCCCAGUUUUAAGCCCUGUGGUGACUUAGCGGAUAGCACUAAUCUUAGAGCUCCAGCAUGGCAGGACUGAACCCAAGCUCAGCUCUUUCCUUUUGCAUGUUUUCUGUUUGUUUGCAUGGGUUUUCCCAGGGUGCUCUAUCUUCUACCAGCUUUCCAGAGACAGUGUUUUAUGCAAAUUGGAGUUUUAAAAUGGCCUUCAGUAUGCAAAUAUGUGUGGGUGUGUGCCCUGUGAUGGAGUGGACACCUGUCUCAGUGUGCCCCACCUUCCAUCCUGUACUUCUUGGAUUUGGUUUAGGUUUGGUCUAUUUUUGGGGGAUGCAGGCUGUCAAAUAGCUCAUAACUCUGUUAUGGUUUCUCUUAAUGCGUUAGACUUUUAUAGUAAGCACUUGAUCAACAAGUGUCAAGUUGUUAAACAGAAUUCCAGGCAGGUCCCCUUUGCAUAAAAGAGGUCUCAGAUAUAAGGGCUCCAUGUUAGUAAGUGCUGCUUUUGCCACUGUCACUCCAAGUAGAUCACUGAAGUGAGAACACCUAGGCUAAAGGAUUGUGUGAAUAGACAUGGCUGCAAGAAGUUGUCAACUGUUUUUUUAAAUAACCUCCGCCAUUUAUAUUUAUUCAUU